UAAAUUUGUAUUGCGAGUGGCGGCCAUUUUGAAAAAUUCGUUAUUGUCGCUGGCUACACGCUGCUGGUAACAUGGAAAGAAGAGGACAUUCAAUUGCUCUUAAAUUUUAACGGUUGUUCUGACAUGAAGGUGAAAAUCAAACAGUGGAACGGUGUGGCAUCUUGGUCUUGGGUGGCCAAUGAUGACAACUGUGGGAUCUGCCGCGCACCUUUCAAUGGAUGUUGUCCAGAUUGUAAGGUUCCUGGAGAUGACUGCCCGCUGGUCUGGGGCCAGUGCUCCCACUGUUUCCACAUGCACUGCAUCCUCAAGUGGCUGAACUCACAGCAGGUGCAGCAACAGUGCCCUAUGUGUCGGCAGGAGUGGAAGUUUAAGGAAUGAGGCCAUCGGCUGCUCUGCACUGACACUGAGAACUUACAGACUGUCUAACACACAGGCAUUUAUAACUAUGUGGAAAUAAGUGCAACACAGAAAUCAUUCAUAUUUUUAUAUUUAACAUUUUUUUUUUGUAUUAAAAUGACGACUGCAUUAUGUUGAAGUAAAGGACAAUGGAAAUAUUAAAUGUUUUCAUAUUAGUUCAUGUUACAUGUUAGUUAACGUGUAAGCCUAUUUUACUCUCAGAAAGACCAGGUUUGCAAAAAGUUUGGCCCAGAGAACAUUUUUGAUAAAGUUUAUUAUAUAAAAUAAGGUGACAUUGCCACCAUAAGUUGUAGUUUAAACAUGGGUUCUUUGACUUCAAGGGAAACCUGUCAUAUUGUGCCAUAGAGUGGACUGUGAAUGCACCAGUAGCUUUGUGAGCACUUCAAGUGACACUUAAAGUAAUUUGUGCUUAAAAAUUUAAGUUUUUUUUUUGUCACAGGAGAA
This is a messenger RNA of Clupea harengus (Atlantic herring), 861 nucleotides long. RefSeq names its product APC11 anaphase promoting complex subunit 11 homolog (yeast) (gene anapc11). Gene Ontology annotation, molecular function: zinc ion binding; cullin family protein binding; ubiquitin protein ligase activity. The record is from RefSeq and is a predicted model, not a curated record. Lineage: Eukaryota; Metazoa; Chordata; Actinopteri; Clupeiformes; Clupeidae. Gene Ontology annotation, biological process: anaphase-promoting complex-dependent catabolic process. Gene Ontology annotation, cellular component: anaphase-promoting complex.